This is a messenger RNA of Hypanus sabinus (Atlantic stingray), 3759 nucleotides long. RefSeq names its product diacylglycerol kinase, epsilon (gene dgke). The record is from RefSeq and is a predicted model, not a curated record. NCBI's taxonomy places the organism in Eukaryota, Metazoa, Chordata, Chondrichthyes, Myliobatiformes, Dasyatidae. Bases 554 to 2563 code for a protein of 669 amino acids. The transcript has 10 exons. Gene Ontology annotation, molecular function: ATP-dependent diacylglycerol kinase activity.
AGUUCACCACACGGGGUCUGUGGGAGGAGGCACAGGAGCAGUCAGCAGGGGGCCUGUCCAGACAGGUAUAUGUAGUUCACCACACGGGGUCUGUGGGAGGAGGCACAGGAGCAGUCAGCAGGGGGCCUGUCCAGACAGGUAUAUGUAGUUCACCACACGGGGUCUGUGGGAGGAGCCACAGGAGCAGUCAGCAGGGGCCUGUCCAGACAGGCAUAUGUAGUUCACCACAACUGGCAUAUCAUAUCCCUCUCCACCAGGAGAAGGUGUCUCAAAAGUAGCAUCGAAGAUCCCACGACCCGGGCCGGUACACUACUGUCGGGCAGGAGGUACAGAAGCUCAAAGUCCCACAAGUCCCCAGGUUUAAGAACAGUUACUUCCCUUCAACCAUUUGGUUUGAAUCGACAGGCAAAACUGUAAUUGGUAUUCAACAACACUAUGAACACUUUGAUCACGUUGCACUUAAAAUGGACAUUUUUAUUUUAAUUGUGUUUUUUCUUGUAUUAGUUAUGUAUAAUUUGCGUGUUUUUCUGGUGAAUGUUGCUUAUCUGAUGUGAUGAUGCUGGAAGGAAGUUUAUCCAUUGCACCUGCGCAUAAAUGGACCUAUCCUUAUGACAAUAAAGUCGAUUUUGAAAAGCCCGGGGUCGGCACCAUCGUCGCCAUGUCUGUGCGAACAGCCCCCGCCCUUAGCAACGACCCCUCACGGCCCCGCCCACAACAACGUCAAUUUCGUGACCCCGCCUCGUUUCCCAGGCGUCAGCUGUGGCUUCAAUGGCGCGUUCCCGUCUUCUGCUCGCACCGGAGCGCGUCGCUUCUGGCGCGGCCCCGCUGGUGGUCGCCCGGGGCCCCGGGGUUGAUGGGCGGCGGGAUGGGUGAAGGCGGCGGGGCAGCGGCGGAGGUGGGCCCUGGGGCCUGGGAAUGGGGUUGGAGCUUGGGCGCUGGUCGCCUGGCGCUGCUGACGGCGGCCGCCGUGCUGUUGCCCGUGCUGCUGAGCUGGUGGUACGGCGGGAGACGGGGGCGGCCCGGCGCGCCGGCCGGGCCCGGCCCGGGCGGACACUGCUGGCUUUACUCGGACCUUUUCGGCCGCCCCACCUACUGCAGUGAGUGCGGGCAGGCCGCGCUGCGGGGCUGCUACUGUGAUAGCUGCGGAGCCUGCGUCCACACGGCCUGCCAGGCAGCGGCCGAGCGACGGCUGCUCUGCAAACAACGGCUGAGCGCGGCCCGCGGUCCCCCUCGCCACCACUGGCUCCGCGGCAACCUCCCACUCUGCAACCGUUGCGCCGUCUGCGGCCUGCAGUGCGGCUCCCGGCCCUGCCUCUGCGACCAGCGAUGCAUUUGGUGCCAACAGGUCGCCCACGACGAUUGCCUAGCCAGGGUCCCCCCCACCUGCCCCCUCGGACCGCUGCCCCGCGCCGUCGUCCCCCCGCAGUACCUGCACUGGGUGAGCCACAGGACCCGGGAGCCCACCGAUCCGGCACAGUACAUCUCCACUAGUGUGGAGAACUGGAGCCCAGUGCUGGUCCUCGGCAACAGUCGCAGUGGGAACAACAUGGCCCAGAGCUUAAUGGGUGAAUUCCGCACUAUCCUCAAUCCUGUGCAGGUGCUUGAUCUUGGAACCGUGACUCCAUACAAGGCUCUGCAACUCUGCACUGUUCUACCCAGCCACUCUGUCUGCGUGCUCGUAUGUGGUGGUGAUGGAACUGUUGGCUGGGUCCUGGAUGCCAUCGAUGAGAUGAAACACAAGGGACAGGAGCAGUACACCCCACGUGUGGCCAUUCUGCCGCUGGGCACCGGGAACGAUCUGUCUCGUACACUCGGCUGGGGUGCCGGUUACACUGGUGAUCAAACGGCUGAAGGGAUCCUGCGCCAUGUUCUGGAGGGAGAGACAGUGAAGCUGGAUCGCUGGAGAGUGCGGAUUACUAAGGGAUUCUACAGCUUCCAUCGACUCAAGGUCUUCUCCAUGAACAAUUACUUCUCCAUUGGGCCUGAUGCUCUCAUGGCCUUGAACUUCCACGAGCAUCGGCAACAGAGCCCCUCCCUGUUCUCCAGCAGGAUCCUUAACAAGGCUGUAUACUUCUUCUAUGGGACCAGAGACUGCCUGAUUCAGACAUGCAAGGACCUUGACAAGAAGAUAGAGGUGGAGCUGGAUGGUGAGCAGAUUUCACUGCCAAAGCUGGAGGGAGUCAUUGUCCUGAACAUCGCCUACUGGGGUGGAGGCUGCCGUCUUUGGGAAGGAACAGGGAGUGAAUUGUAUCCCCCAGCCAGCCACAAUGAUAGCCUGUUGGAAGUGGUGGGAGUGUACGGUUCCUUCCAUUGUGCCCAGAUCCACAUUGGACUGGCCAACCCCGUGCGCCUCGGACAGGCCCACACAGUCAGGCUGACCUUGAAGAGCUCUGUGAUGCCAAUGCAAGUGGACGGUGAGCCCUGGGUCCAGGGACCGUGCACAAUCCUCAUCAGUCACAAGACCCAGGCAUUGAUCGUUGAAGCCCCGGCUUCGGAGACGGAUCAAUUCUACACUGAGCCAGAGGGCAGCAGGGGCAGAGGAGCAUCCCCACAGCAGAGCUGAGGACCUGGACAGGAAGAAUGCACUUUACUGGAAAGUGGAGGAGAACCUCCCUGGUUGGAGACAAAAAACUUCCAGUUUGGAUAUUCUUGCACUGAAAUAUCCUUCCUACUUGUCCAGAGGGAGAGGGGAGGUUCUCGAUGCAGCUGGAGGAGGGAGAAUGCACACUCACCUUGCAUGCUGACCCUCAGGACUCGUGGACCGCACUUCUGUAUUCUGUGCAGCCCUGCCCUCCCUGGGGAGAGGGAGGAAUGCACACUCACCUUGCUUGCUGAUCCUUGGUGCUUGCAGACCACACUUCCAUAUCUCCUGAAGCCCUGCCCCUCCACUUCCCAGCUUACUGCCCUUCUUGGGAAAUGGCAUUUCAUCCAAUCAUUGACAGGAGAAAAUUCCUGCAGUGUAGCAUCUGAAGACAGGUCCUGGGACAGAGCAGGGAUCUAUGGGUUUAUUCUGACUGAGUCCCCACUUCAGUGCUUGGGUCUGACAUCUCAGAGAGUGUGUUCUCCACCCUCUCCCUGCCACAUCGUCACCAUGAGAUUGGUAAGCGCUGAGCUGGGCUGCUAUUUCUGUCUGCACUCUUGUCAAGUUACUGAUUUGGGACCUUUUCUGUGGUGUCGUGCUUCAUAUCUUCACCUUGCCCAUUUGUGCUGGGGAGUUUGUUCACAUUACCAUCAGGGAGGAUUAGGUCCUUAGAAUGGGACAUGGUCUGCAUCUGUGCUGAAAGUGCACUGUGCUCUGGCCCAGUGACUGCCUAUAUCCAUUGCUGCUGUUUUACCCUGGAACUGCCCAGCAGCUUGGACCGAACCAGGAGCUGAUGGUUCAGGUUGAGGAACCCUCAUUCCAAAAGUGAGAGAGCAAAUGUGGUUUAAGUAGAAUGGAGAAAGCACAGUUCAGAGGAUAGAAUGUAUGAUCAGAAGCUCAGGGCCAUUCCCGUAGACCACAUUUACUUCCUCCAGUGUAAGGGCCAGUAAGUAUUUAUCCUCUGCUGGUCUGGUCCGUCCCUCUGCUUCAGCUUUACAUAGUGCCCAUGGCCCUCUCCAGCCAGACUGGGUUCUGUCAUUGUGAUGUUUACAUAGACUGCUCUGGUAGUGCAGUGUUUUAACUCAGUUUUGUGAUUUGUGAGUGACAAGGUUGGAAAAGCUGCUUAAUAUGGUCAAACAGUGAUUCAGAUAAUGUGAAAUAAAUCUGGGGAGACUCCA